Messenger RNA from Aspergillus piperis CBS 112811, 1722 nucleotides. RefSeq lists its product as uncharacterized. The record is from RefSeq and is a predicted model, not a curated record. The transcript is spliced from 3 exons. The coding region runs from base 1 to 1722 and encodes 573 amino acids. Lineage: Eukaryota; Fungi; Ascomycota; Eurotiomycetes; Eurotiales; Aspergillaceae.
AUGUGGUCGACUGUGUUUUCCGUGGCAGCUGGGCUGGCCAGUCUGCCAUUGACUCAUGCCUUUAACAAUCCUCCAGGUGUGGACAUCUGGUGCGGCAAGGCUUAUCGAGCAAGCAAUGCUUCAUUCAACCCUGGUGGAUGGUUUGAGCAGCCCUCGUACUCCUCUACUCCCCUGCUCGACCUCAAGGUCCGGCCGCGAAUGAGCAUCUAUCUCGAGACAGAUGCAAAGGGUAGCCUUCUCGUUGACACCACCGUCUCUCACAUCGUCGGUGAUUCUCUACCAGUUCAGGGCCGGACAAACUACACAUACCAGCACCUCCAUCUAGACAUCCACAUCCUCAGCGACGAGACCCAAAUUGCAUCUAUCUCCAACCAUUCCCUGCCACUCGACACCACCAAAGCCGAAAUCCCCCUCUCCUUCGACUUCCUCACCCCAAAACUAACCCCCUACACCAUCACCACCACCGCCACCCUCAUCAACAGUAUCACCAACACCACCUUCACCACCACCUCCGAGCUCUUCUACCUCCCCCAACGCACCGACGGCGGCAGCGCCACCCGCAUCGACCACCGCACGGGCAUACUCUCCUACAUCCAGGACCAAUCCGUAACCUGGACCCCAAUCUUCCCCUACACCUACUACGCCCAAUGGUCCCUCUACUGGGACACCAACACCAGCACCCUAGAAACAUUCACCUCCCAAGGCUACAACGUAAUCCACAUCGUCCCCACAGGCACCCUCAGCGACACGCCGUUCCCCUGGUCCACCAUCGACCCCUACCUCACCACCUCCGACAAACAAAACCUCCACCUCCAAUAUGACGUCCUCUUCGACCCUACAAACCUCACCAAACUCACCGACCAAGUCACACACAUCCACACCCACCCCUCCCUGCUCCUAUACUACACAGCCGACGAACCAGACGGAAAAGGCAACCCCCUGAACUCGACCCGUCUGGCGUACGACCUCAUCCGCUCCAUGGACCCGUACCAUCCGGUGUCUCUAGCUCUGAACUGUAAGGACUUCUAUUAUGAGGAGUAUGCCUCCGGGGCGGAUAUUAUCCUGUCGGAUGUGUAUCCCGUCGCGACGAAUACUUCCUGGUCGACUGUGUAUGACACGCCGUGUAAUGCUACGUAUGGGUGUUGUGGGUGUGAUGAUUGCAGGGGUGAGUUCGAGGAUGUAAGUGAUAGGUUGGAUCAGUUCUAUGAAUUUGACGCGGUUGUUGGUUGGGAGAAGGUGCAUUGGGGCGCGCCGCAGGCGUUCGGGGAGGAGACGUUUUGGACGAGGUAUCCUACGGCUGAGGAGGAGGUGGUUAUGGUUAUGUUGAGUGUCAAUCAUGGCGCGAUGGGCAUUGUUAUGUGGGAUUAUCCGAGUAGUGAUGGGAUUGAGAGGGUUACGCGGGAACUGGCGCCUGUGGUCACUGGGGAGGUGUUUGUGGGGUUUUUGGAGGAGGGGGCUAGAAGGGUGGGGGUGGUGAAGGGGGCAGGGAGGGUGGAUGUUGCGUGGUGGGUGGUGGAAGGGGAGGGAAGGGCGUUGGUGAGUGUGGUUAAUUUGAAUUAUCGGGGGACUGGGGAGGUCAGGGUGGGUUUGGGGGGUGUGAGGGUGGCUGGGGUAGAGAAGGUGCUUUGGGGUGGGCAGGGAUGGGAUGUCAAGGAUGGGGAGUUGGUUAGGGAGGGGUUGGGAGGGUUGGAGGCGGGUAUUUUAGUGGUGGAUUUGGUGUAG